AUGCGUUUAUCUCAAAUUGUCACCUUAGCAUUGACACCUCUAGUCUUGGGUCUUAAUGUCCCAGGCAGGGUUCAGACAUUCUUGACCAGUGACUCACCUCUCGAUGAUUCAUCGUCUCAAUUGACCGACUAUAUCGUUGAUAAAAGAUUUUCGUUGCUUCAGUUACAUCGCAGGCUUGUUUCGACAGAGUCAAUUAGCGAUAAUGAACUCUCAGUGUCAAAGUGGCUUCUGAAAUAUCUUGAAGAUGCUGGUUUGACUGUUGAGACGCAACAGGUAUUAGAUGACCCCAAAAAUUACAACGUGUAUGCCUAUUUGGGUAAGAAAAGAGACUGUUCAUUGUUAUUGACAUCUCACAUCGAUACUGUCCCACCGUACAUUCCAUAUCAUGUCAAGGGAACUGAAAUUCAUGGACGGGGCACUUGCGAUGCUAAAGGCUCUGUAGCCACUCAAAUUAUUGCCUUCUUGGAUUUGGUCAAACGGGGAGAUUUGAAGGAGGGUGAUGUUGCAUUAUUGUUUGUUGUUGGCGAAGAGACAAAAGGCUUUGGAAUGAGAAAGGCCCUGGAAUCCUUGGGAGCAUCUUGGGAUGCGGCUAUUUUCGGUGAACCAACCGAAAACAAGUUAGGCGUUGGCCACAAGGGAAUUCUCGUGUUUCAAGUGAUUGUUGAAGGUAAGGCUUCUCAUUCCGGCUAUCCUGAGUUAGGAAUCUCAGCCACUGAGAUCCUCAUUCCUAUUCUUUCUAAAUUGCAGCAAUUAGACUUGCCAAAGUCGGACCUCUUGGGCCCAUCUACUUUGAACAUUGGUCAAAUUGAGGCUGGUGUUGCGUUCAACGUUGUACCCGCUUAUGCCAAGGCUUCCAUUGCCAUCCGUGUGGCAGCAGAUGCUGAAAAAACAAUCAAACUUAUUAAAGGUGCUGUAGAAGGAGUUGAACAUGUUAAGUCACCUGAAAUCUACUGCACUGAACCUCAGUAUUUGGACUAUGAGGUUCCAGGUUUCGAAUCCAUCAUUUUAGCUUACACCACUGACAUCCCCAACCUCACCAUUCCUUUGAAGCAGAGAUAUUUGUAUGGUCCCGGAUCUAUUCACGUUGCUCAUGGAGACGAUGAAUUUGUGGAAAACCAGGACUUGCUCGAUGCUGUUGAUGGAUACAAAAAAUUGAUCGAGUAUGUGUUGGAUAAGCAGUAA
Australozyma saopauloensis is the source of this 1182-nucleotide messenger RNA. Its product is annotated as M20 family metallopeptidase. Bases 1 to 1182 code for a protein of 393 amino acids. The transcript has a single exon. Gene Ontology annotation, molecular function: hydrolase activity. The record is from RefSeq and is a predicted model, not a curated record. Lineage: Eukaryota; Fungi; Ascomycota; Pichiomycetes; Serinales; Metschnikowiaceae.